UCUAAGUGUUAGAGAUCAAAAGAGAUUUUAAGCGAAAAGAAUUUUAAACAAUUAAUAUUUUUGUCUUUGGAAUUUAACUGUGAUGGGUUCCUGGUUAAAGCCACAAGGAAUCACAACUAUGAUGGGUCGCUGGUUAACGAAAUCAAGAGAAAACAUUCUCGACAAUGUAAUUGUAACAGAUGCCGAGUUGAAGAUUUCGAUGAAUUUUGAAGAUUGCGCGAAAAAGAUCAGAAAAGUUGCUUGCCAAUUCGAAGGAGUUAAAUCAUGCAUCACGGAUAUAGAUGAUCAAAAAGUCUUGGUCAGUGGUGAAUUUAAUUUGCAUAAAUUGGUGAAGACUCUCAAGAAAAAAACUGGUAAAAAGAUAGAAAUUGUGAUGAAGAAUGAGAAAUCUAAUGAUGAUAAACCGGAAACAAGUAUAAUGGAAGUGGAGUUCGGUAUACCAUUUCUCUGUGAAAAAUACGAGAAAAGUUUUAGAAAAGUUAUUUCCAAAUGGACAGGUGUUGAAACAUAUGUAAUGGAUCUAGAAAAUAAAAAGGUUGUGGUCAUUGGUAACUUUGAUAAGGAUGAAUUGUCGAGAAAACUUAAUAAGAAGAUGCAACAAAAGAUUAAAAAGGCUGAAAAGGAAAGGCAGGAGUGGGAAUCUGAAAUGAUGUUAAAGGAGGCUGAAGAAGAAAAAAGAGUUGCAGAGAUUUAUGAAGAAAUCGACAAGGAUAGAAAUGUAUAUCUCAACCCAAUUACUGAUUAUGAAAAGGAGAUGGCUAAACAUUAUAACAUGUUCAGUGAUGAAAAUCCUAAUGCAUGUUCUAUUUCGUAACAUAGUCGAAACAAGUAUCCACCAUGAAAAAUACAGCAUGAUAAUGGACCUUAUGCAUUUUGAGAUGUUUUAAUGUUUUAUUCACCAAAAAUAUUAUGUAAGUUGGACAAAAUAAAAGUAUGAUUUCAUUUUAACCUUUU
Messenger RNA from Arabidopsis lyrata subsp. lyrata, 954 nucleotides. RefSeq names its product heavy metal-associated isoprenylated plant protein 17. The record is from RefSeq and is a predicted model, not a curated record. Gene Ontology annotation, molecular function: metal ion binding. NCBI's taxonomy places the organism in Eukaryota, Viridiplantae, Streptophyta, Magnoliopsida, Brassicales, Brassicaceae. The transcript is spliced from 5 exons. The coding region runs from base 83 to 814 and encodes 243 amino acids.